This is a messenger RNA of Sorex araneus (European shrew), 945 nucleotides long. RefSeq names its product olfactory receptor 4M1. NCBI's taxonomy places the organism in Eukaryota, Metazoa, Chordata, Mammalia, Eulipotyphla, Soricidae. The transcript has a single exon. Gene Ontology annotation, molecular function: olfactory receptor activity; G protein-coupled receptor activity. Gene Ontology annotation, biological process: G protein-coupled receptor signaling pathway. Gene Ontology annotation, cellular component: membrane. Bases 4 to 945 code for a protein of 313 amino acids. The record is from RefSeq and is a predicted model, not a curated record.
GAAAUGGAACCUGCUAAUUACACCAGGGUGACAGAAUUUGUUCUCACUGGCCUAUCACAGGCUCGGGAGGUGCAACUAGUCCUAUUUGUUGUAUUUCUAUCCUUCUAUUUGUUCAUCCUUCCAGUAAAUGUUCUUAUUAUUUUCACUGUCAGGCUUGACCCACAUCUGACCUCACCGAUGUAUUUCCUGUUGGCUAACCUAGCCUUCCUUGACAUUUGGUACUCCUCCAUCACAGCCCCUAAAAUGCUCGUAGACUUCUUUGUGGAAAGGAAGAUAAUUUCCUUUGGUGGGUGCAUUGCACAGCUCUUCUUCUUGCACUUUGUUGGAGCCUCUGAAAUGUUUUUGCUCACAGUAAUGGCUUUUGACCGCUAUGCUGCUAUCUGUCGUCCCCUCCAUUAUGCUACCAUCAUGAAUCGACGACUCUGCUCUCUCCUGGUGGCUGUCUCAUGGAUGGGGGGUUUCAUUCACUCUAUAGUACAAGUGGCUCUCAUCGUUCGACUUCCUUUUUGUGGGCCCAAUGAAUUAGACAAUUACUUCUGUGACAUCACACAAGUUGUCCGGAUUGCCUGUGCCAACACCUUCCCAGAGGAGUUAGUAAUGAUCUUUAGCAGUGGUUUGAUCUCUGUGGUGUGUUUUAUUGCUCUCCUAAUGUCCUAUGCCUUCCUCUUGGUCAUGCUCAAAAAACACUCAGGCUCAGGUGAGAGUACCAAUCGGGCCAUGUCGACCUGUUAUUCCCAUAUCACCAUUGUAGUGUUAAUGUUUGGGCCAUCCAUUUACAUUUACGCUCGCCCAUUUGACUCUUUUUCCCUAGACAAAGUGGUGUCUGUGUUCCAUACUGUAAUAUUCCCUUUACUUAAUCCCAUAAUCUAUACAUUAAGAAACAAGGAAAUAAAGACAGCCAUGAGGAAGUUGGUUAGCAGACAUAUUUUAUGUAAAGAGAAGUGA